This is a messenger RNA of Penaeus indicus, 8487 nucleotides long. RefSeq names its product protein daughter of sevenless-like (gene dos). Gene Ontology annotation, molecular function: signaling adaptor activity. The record is from RefSeq and is a predicted model, not a curated record. Bases 297 to 2444 code for a protein of 715 amino acids. Gene Ontology annotation, biological process: signal transduction. Lineage: Eukaryota; Metazoa; Arthropoda; Malacostraca; Decapoda; Penaeidae. The transcript is spliced from 4 exons. Gene Ontology annotation, cellular component: cytoplasm.
CGGCCAGCCAAUCAGCGCACACGAUGGGCGACGAGAGCGAGGGGCGUGCGAGGCGAGCGAUCUCUCUCUUCUUCUCCCUCCUUUCUCCCUCUUUUCCGAAGGCCCGAGACUGAGAACGAGAGAAAAAGGAAAGAGAAAGGAGAAAUAAAGAGAGACAAGAGAAAUAAGAGGACGGAAGCACCCCCCAAAGGGCCCUUUUGGUGGGGGGGGAAGGAGACGGGAGGCCAGCGACGCCUUCGGGACGAGGAUGGUGGAGCACGCCGCCCCCCCCGCACGCCCACACGGUCGCUGGCAGCAUGGAGGUCGUGCACGAGGGGAUGCUCAAGAAGUCGCCGCCGCCCAAGAGGCUCUGGCGGGCGAAAUGGCGAAUGCGAUGGUUCGUACUGCGUUCUGGGGAGCUCCCAGGGCAGUACUUCCUGGAGUAUUACACAGAUCGGACUUGCCGAAAAUUGAAGGGCAAAAUCGACCUAGACCAGUGUGACCAGGUUGAUGCUGGUAUAGUCUUUCCUAAUCGGAAAUCAGAAUACAGAUUCAUGUUUGACAUCAAGACCCCAAAGAGAAUCUACUACUUAUGUGCAGAGACAGAGCAGGAGAUGAACCGAUGGGUGGACUGUGUGUGUCAAGUAUGUGGCCUGAAGAUGUAUCCACAGCAGGAGGAUUACCCAUUACCAGCCUUGGAACCUCUUCCAGGCAACACCAUCCCUGCAACACCCCCUGCUCCCGUCCGCGUCCUGCCCCUGGACCAACCUCGGAUAGACUCGCCACCAAUCUCACCCACGUCUCAGAGCUCUUCCAUAUCUGGGCCGUACAUUCCCAUAAGCGAAUGUAUCACCGGGAAGAGAACCCCAAUUACUAGCCCCAGUUUCCCCUUCAGUGAUGACCUGCCCACCAUUGUGUCCACAGAGAAUCAUCGCUCUAGCAUACCAAAUGAGAUUGCUCCGCCAGCACCAACCAUGUGUCCCGACAGUCAUCCACCUCUGACACAGGCACCGCCAGCUCCCAUGAUCAACACGGGGGCAAUACCACGAGAACCGUACGAUGGCCAACGAACAUUAAGGCCAUCGGGGGCAACCUCUGAGGAUACCCUGAGUGUCCAGUCACCAUUGGGAACGGAGGGAAGUAGUGUAUUCAGUGAUGACGAGUGGGCUAACACUCCUUCCACAGUAGAAGCAACAUUUUUUAGUGACUCGGCUAGACCUACUGGAGGUAUGCCGAAUCCAAAGGAUUUACCCUGGGACAGCCAUGGAGCAACUGGGGGACUAGCAGGAAGCAGUGGUGUUGCCAGUUUAUCAAGUGAAAUGAAAGGUAUGGUAAUCUCUGAAGAUGACCAGCACCAGGGUUCAGCUCCCCCAAGGCCCCCAAAGCCAGCACAUUUAACCGAGAUGCCUCAGCAGACCUAUCAGAACUUGGACACUAUUGUUAGAACAACUCUGAUUAGAAAGAACAGUUCAAAUGAUAAAGUAAAGAAUGGCUUGGCUGGAUCACUGUCUUCACAUGAUGGUAACAUUGGAUCUUCUGACCCAGAGCCUUCCCCAGCUUCAGUCAGCAGUUCUGUGCCUCCGUCCACUCCGCUUGACACUGAAGAUAUGCACUCUGCCUUGAGGAUGACACAGCAAGAGACUGUGAGUCCACAGGCUGCAGAUAGGCUGAAGCAAAGACACUGUUACAAUAACUUUGUUUCGCCCUCUGUCCAAGGUCAGAUAUUUUCUUACGACAUGCGUAUUCAUGACACAGUUGAAAAGCACGGGGAGCUGGAUCCAAGGAUCUCACCUGCUGGCCUUUACUCUAACAUCCCCCAGGCCAACAAAAGCCCGCAACAUCCCCCGGCAGUUGAUCGUGGGCUUAAGCCAAGGAAAGCUGCUGAUGGAAGUAGUAUUAGUUCAGAGCUGUCACCACCUCCAUCUGGUGGCCCCCAGGAAAUGCUGGGCGCUGUGGGUGGAUCACCAGUGCCACCUGCAUCAGCACCGCCCAUGGUAGACAGAAAUUUAAAGCCCACAAAGAAUAUACCUGAUGCGGGAAGCAAACCCUUGUUUGUUCUUGACCCAGCCCCAGUCGGCCACAGAAAGCACGAUCAAAGAAAGCCAAGAGCUGCGCCUUCUCCAACUCCUCCGACUAUGCGCAAUGGAUGUAAUGGGAAUGAGAGUGGUGACGAAGCCGAUAGACUUUCUAGUCCAGGCAGCAGACGCAACUCAACCAAUGCAGACGAGCAGAUUUUCUUUCCCUUGCAGAGUGCACGCCGUUCUCAACAUGAAAUCCAGUAUUUAGACUUGGACCUACAUCCAGAAGCCAAGCACAGUCCUAAAUCCAUCAAGGCAAGUACGCUGAAGAAUUGUGCCGGGGCUUCUGCUCCCUCAGUAGUGUACAAGACGGUCGACUUUGUAAAGACGGAAGCCUUCAACAAGAUGAGGAUCAACGUGGAAGACUCCUAUCGUAAGAACCAGUGAUCAGCUGACGGUCGUAAUAGAGAGUGCGAGUUGACUAUGGCAGUGCACAAAACGCAUAGACAAAAGGAAAAAAGCUGGCUCGGACUGCAGUUUGAGGUGAAAUGAUGCGAAGUCAUGUUCUAGGUACCAAAGCAGCUUUCUUUGGGUGGCCUUGUGAAUAUCCUUGAGAGCUUUAGGACAGCCACUAACUAGCACAGCACAAUCUGCUUGGUCCAGCUGCUUUAGGAAAAUGGCAAAUAGCAGUUUUGAACAACUUCCUUUGAUAAACAGUUGUUAUUAUACAAUAGUAAUUUAUAUGUCGAAGUUGUUGAUGAUUUACAAUCAUUAUUAAUAAGACGAAUACUGUCACACAGUUAAGUGCAAAGUGUUAUAUGUCAGUAAUAAGUAUAAAAUGGACAGAGUGUAUAUUAUGGGUUCAGGUAUGUACCUCUGUCCAAAUGGACCACAACAAUCACCAAAGCUGAAGUGUCAAUGCACAAUGUUGCAUAAAUAAGUGUUUUGGGUCCAAGACAAAGUAUUUAAGUAAACUAUAUUCUUGACUAUUCCCUUCUUAUAUUAUGCAUGGGAUAUCAAAAACUGUGAUGGAUCUACAAAAUUUACAGGUCUGAUAGAAUACCACAACCCCAUAGAUAUAGCAGUGUUUCUAUUUGACUCUCAUAUUGAUCUUUUUCGAGAAAUAGGGUUGGCUCCCAAUUGUAUUAUUCUCCUGAUUGAUUCUGAUUAUCAUUAUGAUUAUGUGACAGUGUCGCAGCUUUUAGUGGGGGAGGAUGGACGAGAAGUGAUUAGACGUGUUCUUUAACUUUAAAAUCAUAUCAUAGUAGUAUUUUAAUUUUGAGAUGGGGAUGUGAGUGUUCAUCUAGACCUUGUUAUUGCAUCCUUGAAUUUGUGUAUAGAAUUGAUUUUGACCAGAAGUUAAGCCAAUCACCCUUGGUUUUAACUCAACUUUACUCCUAAGUAGCAGCUCAGAUAUGGAACUGAGAUUGAAAUCUUAAGUUCAGCACAAAAAUGCAUGAAUUUUUUUUUAUAUUGGCUUGCUUCUCCCUGGUUCAUCUGUUUUAUCAAGGACAAUUUUUAAUGUGUCCCAAAAAACAGCCCUUAUGUACAAUCAAAAUAUCAUUUGAGUGAGCAGGUCUGCUUAGAUUUGUGGUCUGACAUCAAAUGAGUCUGAAGCUGCCGGAUGAAUUUUCUAGUUGAUUAGCUCACCAACAGUACUAGGGUGAAGUGAACUGGAUGUGUGGUUCCAAAGCUAUGGUUGAUGAAAUGUUAAGAAAUGUAGGAAUUUUUGAAGCGAGUCUUGAGGAAGAAAAGAAGAGAGCUUUAUUUUACAUAUAGAAAUACUGAAUUAGUGUAUGGUCAGAGUCAGAUUCUACGUAAAGACCAUUGUCAGCAUGAUCACCCAGUACUGAUAUCUUCUCAAUAAAUUCAGUUCGCAGAUUAGUUAUAAAGAUGUACAGUAACAUACACUAAAGGAUGGGAUAAUGCACAUUAUUAAUUAUGGUAUCAGAAUUUGUUGAAAUCCCAUCAUUGAAGAAAAAAAAAAAACUAGCUGCAGCUCUUUCGGCACCUUCUCCACACAAUGGUGCCGUGCAGCUUCUGUCACAUUUAGUGAUGUCAGGUCACAUUUAACCUUGAGCAUUAAUUAGGCCUUUUUGUAAGUGUAAUAUUUGGUCUCUGGUAAUUGACAUAGAAAUAAACAACCAAUGUGUCUGAUGGGUGGCCUUUGGCAAGAGCUUUCAGAUGCUGGGUCACUGUUACUGUUUAGUCCAUGGAAGCUAAACAUUUUUAUUUUUGUGCAUGAGAACUUGUAUAAAGUGUGUUGGUUCCUGGGCCUGUGCUCAAAAGAAUUGGGUUAGUUAUCUGAUGGUAAAAUGGCCAGACCAUGUUCAUGCCAUCUUUUUGUACAGGUAUUUUAACAUAGCUUAUUUUGUUGGCUUUAAGGAGAAUAUUUAAAAAAAGAUAUCCCUCACCGUCCUUGCUAUACUGUCUUUCUCAACUCGUAUACCAGUCUGGUAACUUGUGAUUUGUACAGAAAAAUUCAUUACCCAAACCUACUUUUUCAGUGCUGCCUACAGUGCAUUCACUCAAGGGAACUCCCAGAGUUUGUAUUGAUGACUGAUCCACGUGUGGCCUGAUGAAGGAUGCCUUCUUUCUCUUUAAGUGUAUUACAUAUCUAAUAUAUCUAAUGUGGCUUGUGUGCGGCUGUGGAGUAGUUGUCUGGCAUCCCUUUGUGUAGUUGCCAGUGGGAGUAAACUUACUGUAUGUACCUUUCAAGAUCAAUGGGAUUUUUAAAAUCUCUUUUGAUCAGCAAUGACCUCACACUUUGCCUUAAAAAAACCUGUGAGUUUAGUGUAGAUAUGCAUAACUUGAUUUAUAGCAUAGUCUGUUAUUUCUUUCUGCCCUAUCUUCACUUGUGGACCAGUAGGUGUUGCCCCUCAUAGCUAGUGCUAUAGGGGUGUGGACUUGCUCGGACAGUUAUGUCAUAAGAGGCUACUGACCUUCCACCAUUGGGUGAUAUAAUAUGAAUAAAAAAAAAAAUUCUAGUGGUGUUAAGGAUAAUAGCACUCUGGGACCUUACUAUUUGUCUUCAGAAGGGGGUAUUUAGAAGCUGGUUGAUGUUGAAGGCUGACCAACUUUCUGUUACACUCUCACUAGCAGAUGAUCGGUGGAGGCCAAGUGUGCAUCACUGUAAAAUACAGUGACAUGUGCCCAUUAAGAGUCUUUGUGACUGUUACAAAGACUGCAAUGAGGACUUGGCAGUGGUGUGAUGGCUACGUUCUGCCUCAACCUCUCAGGUGUUUUUUUGUGUUUCAUGUCCGUUAGUACAAGAAACUUGCUUUUGUCCUCUCACUCUUCCUUGGUCACAUCGACUGUAAAUCCGGUACGGUUCUUUCAUUCUCGGAUUUCUUCUCUGUAUCCUCUUAUUUUUCCAGUUUCUUUUGUUUUCUCUGUUUUUCCCUCUUCACUGGUUUUCUGUAAGAGGAUGGUUUGGAUCGGCCUCCUCUCUCUUCAUCACAUGAUUAAGAUUGUUCUUUGUAUUUCUAAAUUCCUCAGACUUUUGUUAGUUUUUUAUUAUUACAACUUUUUUUUUUUUUUUUGAUUGACUGACAAGAUUGGUGUGGUAAAAUUGCAUAGAACUUGUAGAGAGGAAGGGAGGGUGAGUCGGGUGUUUGUGGGUGAGUGUUUCCUUGAGAGAGUCGGCCAAAAAAGUAUCCUGAGCAUGACAUGGUCUUUGCAGAUUAGAAAGGUCAUCUUGCUCUGUUUGUGAGAGAGGUGUAUCAAAAGUUGGCAGUGCCUUUCCGUUGUUCGAUUUUGUGAAGGAUAACUGAUUGAUAGGAUUGAUAUUGCUGCUACUGUUUUUGCUGCAAUUGUCUUUGACAUUUAUAAUUAUCAUUGUUAUGAGCUAUGACAGCAGUUGACAUCAUUAAUAUACUUUUUUUUUUAAGUCAUAUUCAUCAAUAUUGCAAGCAUUAUUUGAUUUUUGAUACUUUUCUAUUUUUACAACUAUUUUGAUAAUUAUAUUUGUGUCAUUGUUUAUCACCCACACUCUAGAACUCGGUAUAUUGUGUUUAUCCUGUCAUUACUCUUCCCACACGUGUGGGUUGAUAACAGCCAGAUACAUAAUAUUUGUCUUGUGUAAUGGUAUUUUUACACAAAAGUUACACUUACCAACAGUUGGUGUAGGUGGAAAUUAACCCUUGUUAGAAUUUGGUUUUGAAGAUAUACAAAUGUAUUGUACAGAUAACAGUGUGUUCAUUGAAUUUUGUUUGACCAGGAGUGUUGACAAGUGCAAUGUAUAUAGGAUGACCCACUGCUUAUGUCUUGAGACUUUUUGUAUUUCUUGGCAUAGAUUUCUUUCUGUUUGUGUAUAAAGUAGAGAUGUAGAGUGUCUCCUUUUGUAAUGCAGGGAAAUAGGAAUGCCAUAUCACCUGCAUGGAGAUAUCAAUCAAGAAAGGUUUUGUUUAUGAAUAUCUAGAUAGAAGAUGUUUAUUUGACAUGUAUAGUCGUUAUAGCAGUGUGGACAUAAAGCAUUUUAAGUGUUACCAAAAUAAGUAUAGGAAGACAAAGGAAAUACCAUUGACAUCAUUGAGACAUGGGAGUACCUUUUGUCCUUGGUCUAGCUCAGACUUCGAACUUGGUGAUAAUUUAAGUGAAGUUGAGGUUUGCGAACCAAUCUUCUCUAUCUGUGAUUACGCUGACGAAGCUAGCAUAGGUAGGUCUUGCAGGAGGAAGGCUCUUGCUCUGUAUAAAAAAAAAAAUAAAAAAAUGUACAUAUAUAGUAAUGGAAAGCUUGGGGUUAAUCUUCACACCAGUGGCUUUUUCUCACACCAUGUCCAGGACCUUCAUGCCUUAGGGGAAACUUUGCGCACUUGUUUGUUUCUUUGCAAACGUGCGCACACAUUCAAAGAAAGUGUACAUACAUGCUUACACACUCAUACAUGCUUACACACGUACAAUCAUGCUUACACAAACACAAACAUAUUUUUAAACACACACACACACACACACACACACACACACACACACACACACACACACACACACACACACACACACACACACACACACACACACACACACACACAUAUACACACACACACACACACACACAUAUACACACACACACACACACACAUAUACACACACACACACACACACAUAUACACACACACACACAUAUACACACACACACACACAUAUACACACACACACACACAUAUAAACACACACACAUAUACACACAUAUACACACACACACAUACACACAUAUACACACAUAUACACACACACAUAUACACACAUAUACACACAUAUACACACACACAUAUACACACACACACACACAUACGCACACAUAUAUACACACACACACACACACAUACACACACACAUACACACACACACACACACACACAUAUACACACACAUAUACACACACACACACACACACACACACAUAUACACACACACACACACACACACACACACACACACACACACACACACACACACACACACACACACACACACACACACACAUAUUUUCUCUUCUCUUACUCUUUUCCCCUCUCCUCUCCUCUCAUCUCAUGCUCUCCCCCCCCCCCUCCCUCUCUCAUCUCCCUGCUCCUCUUCCUUCCUUUCCUCCUUCCUUCCUUCCCUCCUUCCUUCCUUCCUUCCCUCCUUCCUUCCUUCCUUCCCUCCAUAGACACUUGCUUGUGCAACACAACAUACACAGAGACAAUUUAUGUGCAACUGAGCACCUGCAUGUGAAUACAUACAAUAUAAAACUGAUGCCUUCUCUUAUAUCACCUUUUGUAUCUAUUCUAGAUAUUGUAUUGUAAACCAUUUAUCUACACAAAGCAGUGUAAUGUACUGUUCAUCUAUCGUGUACAUUGUAUUGUAAACAAUUUUCUACCCUCUACAGUGUAGUUAAAUUUGUUGACUUUGUUUUGUGUAAUGUGAAGUGUACAGAGUUUUGCUUGUAGACUUUUCUGCAGCAGAGUGGAGCCCUAUGCCAUGGGACAUUGUUGAUAUUAUAGCUUUUAAUUUUUGUUUUUUUUUAUAUUUUUUUCCGGUUCCAGUUUUAUUGUACGGUCAAGGAGCUAUGGUGCAAUCAAAUGUAUUUUUAAUGCCAUGGUAAAGUAGUGGAUUUAGGUAAGAUAGCCUUUAUUAUAUGCUCAGUUCCAUUCCCAUUCUUCUGUAAAAAAAAAAAAAAAAAAAAAAAAAAAAAUGAGUUUUUUAAAACUUUGUGGACUUUUUCUUUUGAAGAAGAAAAAAAGAUCAAAUGCACAAGCAGCCUUCAGUCACCCUUCUCUCAUUCUGAGUUUAACAUUUGUCUUGCAAGAUGGAAGUUUAAAGAUGUUAUUGAGAAAUAUUGCUGCAUUAAAACUGAAAUACUAUAAAGGAUUAAGUAUAUGAGAGAAAAAGAGAAAACAGUUAUUAUCAGUGUUUGCAGAAGUAGGUCUGGUUUAAAAAGAGAUAGAUAAAUAAAUAACAAUCAGUUUGCAAAGUGUCACCAUCACAAAACAUAAACAGAUAAUCCAAA